AGACUAUCAGUUUACCAUACGCAGCACUGAAGAGGCUGGUUCUAGAAUCAGGGCAUUGUGCAUUUGUGCCAUCUCUCUCUCUCUCUCUCUCUCUCACUCAUAGUCUGUCUAGAUUUGGGUGCAGAAAUAAGCGUUUGAUGGGGUCUAUGCUCGGUGACUGGCCGUCGUUUGACCCUCACAACUUCAGCCAACUGCGACCGUCCGAUCCUUCUAGUCCUUCGAGAAUGACGCCUACAACUUAUCAUCCUACUCACAGCCGCACCCUUCCACCACCUGAUCAAGUGAUAACUACUGAGGCCAAAAAUAUCCUCUUGAGACACAUCUAUCAGCGUACUGAAGAGAAGGAUUUGAGACCAAAGAGAGCUGCGACUGAAAAUCUUAUACCCGAGCAUGGAUGCAAGCAACCAAGGGCAUCACCCUACUGAGCUUUUCUGUCAGAGUCCGAAAAAUUAAUUUAUGUAAACGAUCUUGUCAUGGCAAAGAUGAGUGGUUUUGUUGUUGACUGAAGAGGGUAUUUGAAUGGCAUUGUUGUAAACUGCUUUGGCAGAAGUGAGAAAUGUACAUUUUCUGUGUACAAAUUAUA
Juglans regia (Persian walnut) is the source of this 583-nucleotide messenger RNA. Its product is annotated as DET1- and DDB1-associated protein 1-like. Gene Ontology annotation, biological process: positive regulation of proteasomal ubiquitin-dependent protein catabolic process. Bases 138 to 425 code for a protein of 95 amino acids. Gene Ontology annotation, cellular component: Cul4-RING E3 ubiquitin ligase complex. The record is from RefSeq and is a predicted model, not a curated record. Lineage: Eukaryota; Viridiplantae; Streptophyta; Magnoliopsida; Fagales; Juglandaceae. The transcript has 4 exons.